Molecule: messenger RNA, 1863 nt
Organism: Lagenorhynchus albirostris (white-beaked dolphin)
Lineage: Eukaryota; Metazoa; Chordata; Mammalia; Artiodactyla; Delphinidae
Gene: NMT1
Product: N-myristoyltransferase 1
Exons: 12
Coding region: 15-1505 (496 amino acids)
Biological process (GO): N-terminal peptidyl-glycine N-myristoylation
Cellular component (GO): cytoplasm
Molecular function (GO): glycylpeptide N-tetradecanoyltransferase activity
Source: RefSeq, a predicted model, not a curated record
UCUCGCAACUCAAGAUGGCGGACGAGAGUGAUACAGCAGUGAAGCCGCCGGUACCUCCGCUGCCGCAGAUGAUGGAAGGGAACGGAAACGGCCAUGAGCAUUGCAGCGAUUGCGAGAACGAGGAGGACAACAGCUACAACCGGGGUGGUUUGAGUCCAGCCAAUGACACUGGAGCCAAAAAGAAGAAAAAGAAACAAAAAAAGAAGAAAGAGAAAGGCAGUGAGACAGAUUCAGCCCAGGAUCAGCCUGUGAAGAUGAACUCUUUGCCAGCAGAGAGGAUCCAGGAAAUACAGAAGGCCAUUGAACUCUUUUCAGUAGGUCAGGGACCUGCGAAAACCAUGGAGGAGGCUAGCAAACGAAGCUACCAGUUCUGGGACACGCAGCCCGUCCCCAAACUGGGGGAAGUCGUGAACACACAUGGUCCCGUGGAACCUGACAAAGACAGCAUCCGCCAGGAGCCCUACACGCUGCCCCAGGACUUCGCCUGGGAUGCCUUGGACCUGGGGGACCGUGGUGUGCUGAAAGAACUCUACACCCUCCUGAAUGAGAAUUAUGUGGAAGAUGAUGACAACAUGUUCCGAUUUGAUUAUUCUCCCGAAUUUCUUUUGUGGGCUCUCCGGCCGCCUGGCUGGCUCCCCCAGUGGCACUGUGGGGUUCGAGUGGUCUCGAGUCGGAAACUGGUUGGGUUCAUCAGCGCCAUCCCGGCAAACAUCCAUAUCUAUGACACAGAGAAGAAGAUGGUAGAGAUCAACUUCUUGUGUGUCCACAAGAAGCUGCGUUCCAAGAGGGUGGCCCCAGUCCUGAUCCGUGAGAUAACCCGGCGGGUGCACCUGGAGGGCAUCUUCCAAGCUGUUUACACUGCCGGGGUCGUAUUACCAAAGCCUGUUGGCACCUGCAGGUACUGGCAUCGGUCCCUAAACCCACGGAAGCUGAUUGAAGUGAAGUUCUCCCACUUGAGCAGAAAUAUGACCAUGCAACGCACCAUGAAGCUCUACCGACUUCCAGAGACUCCCAAGACAGCUGGUCUGCGACCAAUGGAAAAAAAGGACAUUGCAGUAGUGCACAAGCUCCUCACCCAGUACCUGAAGCAGUUUCACCUCACGCCAGUCAUGAGCCAAGAGGAGGUGGAACACUGGUUCUACCCCCAGGAGAAUAUCAUCGACACUUUUGUGGUGGAGAAUGCAAACGGUGAGGUGACCGAUUUCCUGAGCUUUUAUACACUUCCGUCCACCAUCAUGAAUCACCCGACCCACAAGAGUCUAAAGGCUGCUUAUUCUUUCUACAACGUUCACACCCAGACCCCUCUUCUAGACCUCAUGAGCGACGCCCUCGUUCUCGCCAAAAUGAAAGGGUUUGACGUAUUCAAUGCACUGGAUCUCAUGGAGAACAAAACCUUCCUGGAGAAGCUCAAGUUUGGCAUAGGGGACGGCAACCUACAGUAUUACCUUUACAAUUGGAAGUGCCCCAGCAUGGGGGCAGAGAAGGUUGGGCUGGUGUUACAGUAACCAGUUGCCAGUGAGAUUCUGGAUAAAGCCACUGAGAAUUCAAACCAGGAAAUGGAGCCCCACCACUUGUUGGUCCAGUUUUCACAAACGUGAGAAUCCCUGGCAAAGGGACCAGAACUGAACUGGUUUUACAAACCGCCACUGAACUUGAUGAUUGUAUUGCAAUGGCGUAGGCUGCGUGAUGUCACCUCUGGCCGUGUCUCUGGUCUCCCUGUUUUCCAAUUAAUCACAUUAUUAUGCAGCCAUGGUCAAGGGAAUGUAACUGCUGAAAACUAGCUCGUGAUUGGCAUAUUAUGGAAUUAACGGGUGAAUAAUAAAAGUAUAUAUAUAUUAUAUAUAUAUAUAUAAAUAUUUUAAA